AUGUCCUUCCACCGACACCACGCGUCAAACGGGCCAGACAUAUCCGACGAAGCCCUCCUGCAGCCUAACAGACGGCCCAACGACGACGGUUGGUCGGAACCUAUGUUAAAAUAUCCUCCGCAAGGCUCGUCCAGCACAGUCAACACCAACGCAAAGCAAAAAACAACACUUUUCGGGCUCACACUCGGGAGUCUUCGCUGGCUCUGCCAUGGCCUGCAUCUCCUGUUAUUUAUCGUGCACAUAAUCUUGAUCGGGAUCUACGUUCCCCACCUUGAGCACCGCACUGUCGUGGCUAUCACCGAGAGCCACAAUGUGCUUCCAAUCGUACUUAGUGCGUCUAUGCAGGCUUUCUACACUAUCUAUUCCACAAUCCUCGUCGCUAUCACCCAGCGACUCGGCCUCCUUCGCAUCCUCCAACGACGCGAAAAGCUCACAUCCCUCUAUGACGCGUCCGGCGCGUGGUUCGGCCUCGGUAGCGCUUUCCUUGGGCUAUGGAACAACUUCCAACUGCCCGCUAGCGUUAUCAGCACCUGCUGUAUCGCCCUCUACCUCCUCUGCGUGCUUGUCCUGCACAUCGCCUCCAGCUCGAUCAUACAGUUCCAGACGUUCAACGCCUCCACGCCCGCCACCGUCUCCACGCGCCUCGGCUGGCCCGGCCCGAGCGCUAACCUCACCGGCUACAGUUCGCUGGGCUUCGGCGGGCCCGACUGGCAGAGGAUUGGCGGGCUUGCACCCGGGAUUAGCACGAUAGGGCAGUACAACGGCAAGGGCUUGAGCGGGGCGACGCUAUACGACACGCUCGCGGUCACGCUGGACAAUGCGGGGAGGGCGGAGGUGAAUGCGACAACGAUCGGGUUCAACUGUGGAUUAAUUCCUGCGGGGAAUAUGACCAUCAAGACGGGCCAGACGGGGUCGGCAACUGUGCAGACAGGCACGGUGCUCGAGUGGGACAACUUGACGGCCGAGCAGACUGGGCCGUAUGUCACGCCUUGGACGGAUCAGAUUCUGUACAACUCCAUUGUAACGGAUAUGAUAAAUGGACCUACGAUCGACAUCGUAUACACCAUAACGACCAGUCUAUCCCCACCCUCCUCCUCCUCCGCUACCUCACUCUCCAAAAACUUUGGCGUCCCCAUGCAAUGGACCUACUCUGACAGCGGCGCGUCUAAGAACAAGACCGUCACGACGUACUGGGUUGGCUGCGGCAUGGUCACGUCCAACGGGACCGUGCAGAUCAACGUGCGCACCAACGAGCUCGUCGGAGACGUGCCAAGCGUGAGCGUCAACAAGGAGUGGCAGAGUCUCCCCGCGGGGAAGGUGUACGCAUGGGACGGGUUGAAUAUGCAGACGUCGAAUCCGAGUCCACAGCAUGACUGGCUCGAGCUGGCGCUGAACAAUGCGCCCAAGUCGAACAUCACGAUCACGGAUUUAGAGAACGAGAGCUAUAGUAUUUCCUUGCUUGACUACUACCUCAUGUAUGACCUUGGCAUCUGGAAUAACACGCCCUCCGUCUUGUUGACGCCGGGAAUCAUCCCCUCCUUCCCGCCCGACCCGAGCUUCACGCUGGAUCUGCAAGCGCUGCAAAGCGGACUUGCGAAGAAUGUCGCGGGGCUGUUGUGGACUGCGGGUCAGCUCACGGAUGGUGGGUACACGCCCGAUAUCGGGGCUGCUGAUGUGCACCAAGAUGUGCUGGCGUGGCGACUGAAUAUCAACCUUCUCCCCCUCCUCUUCGCAUUCUUUGCCUCGCUCAUCAUGCUCGUCCUCGCGGUAUACAUUGCCGGUGUGCGGACGCACGACGACCCCGCCGUGCGCGGCGCGGGCAUCCUCGAGAUGCUCUGGCUCGCGGACCGUCUCCCGCCGCUGCGCCAGCGCCUCGACGGCGUCGCGGAGCCGACGGUCGACAAUCUGCGUGCGGCAGGCAUGUUCGAGGUGUGCCUUGCGGAGAAGUUUAGGGAGGCAAGCGGGGUCGUUGCGAAGGGUGAAUCGGAGGGACCUGGGUGGGGCGGCCGAGGCGAGGGGGAGCUUUGA
Messenger RNA from Coniophora puteana RWD-64-598 SS2, 2028 nucleotides. RefSeq lists its product as uncharacterized. The record is from RefSeq and is a predicted model, not a curated record. NCBI's taxonomy places the organism in Eukaryota, Fungi, Basidiomycota, Agaricomycetes, Boletales, Coniophoraceae. The transcript has 9 exons. Bases 1 to 2028 code for a protein of 675 amino acids.